AUGACCACCACAAAAGACAACUCCGGACUCGCCGCGCUCUUUGCCAACUCCAGUGGUCCUCGUCAGAAGCCUCAGCGCGCUGGCAAGGUCGACCCGGUGCGUGACCAGCAAGAGGAUAAGAUGGAAGUAGAGGAUGAAGAGGAGGAUGAAGAGGAGGACGAAGAGGACGAAGAGGAGGAUGAGGAGGAUGAGGAGGAUGAGGAGGAGAAGGAGGAGGACGACGACGACGACGACGACGAAGAGGAGAUCGAAGAGCCUGUUAUCAAGAAGAGCAAGAAGAACAAAAAGUCCAAGGAGGAGUCGGCCGACUUGGAGGAUCAGUACAUGGCCAAGUUGGCCGAGGAGGUGGCCGAGGAGAAGCCCAUGGUCGCAGAGACCUCCGCGGAGGAAAUCAAAGUCGAUGAGCCCGAAUCCGAUUCUGAGGACGAACCCGAGCUGGACGUGGACGAAGAGACCAAGAAGAAGCUGGAGGCCACCAACAAGGAGCUGGACAAGGCCGACUACACCAUUUUUGUCGGCAACGUGUCGUCCGAGGUGAUCACCGACAAGACCGUGUACAACAACUUCAAGGCUCUGUUUGCGGCCAUUGGAACCGUGGCGUCUGUGCGGUUCCGGUCCAUCUCCUUCUCCAAGCUGCUUCCUCGAAAGGUGGCUUUCAUUUCCCAGCAGUUCCACUCCAAGCGAGACACGGUCAACGCUUACAUUGUGUUCAAGAACGUCAAGUCCGUCAAGGGCGCUCUGACGCUCAACGGCUCGGUUUUCAAGGGCUUCCACAUGCGAGUCGACUCCGUGGCCCAUCCCGGCGCCCAGGAUCACAAGCGGUGCGUGUUUGUGGGAGCUCUGGACUUUGAGGAGCAGGAGGAAUCCCUUUGGGAGGCCUUUUCGUCUUGCGGUGAUGUGGAGUACGUGCGAAUUGUGCGGGACCCCAAGACCAACGUUGGCAAGGGGUUUGCAUACGUGCAGUUCAAGGACGUCAACUCGGUUGAGCAGGCUCUGCUGCUCAACGGUAAGGGCAUCAACGAGCUCUCCAAGUCCACCACUAACAAGCGCAAGCUGCGUGUGUCGCGGGCCAAGAGCCAACACUCCCAGGAACGGGCCAAGCAGGCCGACAUGAAGAACAUUCGAAACGCAAAGACCGAAGGCCUGUCCCGAGACGAAAAGUCGCACUUUGGCCGGGCCCAGUCGCGGCUAGGCAAGGCCGGCAAGGCUCAGCUACAGUCCAUUGUACAGGAGGGUCUGCGGGCUAAGAAAGAGGACGGCAAGGUCAACCUGGCCCGAAGCAAGCGACGAGGAGUCAAGCCCAACAAGAACCGAGUCGAGAAGCCUGGCCAGUCCAGAGCCGAGAAGCGAAAGGCCAUGUUUGGAACCCCCACCAACGGCGCUCCCGGAGCUGGCGGCAAGAAGAAGCGUCUUACAACCCGAUCCCAGAAGUUCAAGCAGGAUGGAGGUGUCAAAAAGGACGGAGACGCCAAGAAGGAUGGCCCCAAGAAGGAGAGGGAUGGCUCCAAGAAGGGUUCCAAGAAGAACUAA
This is a messenger RNA of Yarrowia lipolytica CLIB122, 1530 nucleotides long. RefSeq lists its product as uncharacterized. The record is from RefSeq and is a predicted model, not a curated record. Gene Ontology annotation, molecular function: rRNA binding. Gene Ontology annotation, biological process: maturation of LSU-rRNA from tricistronic rRNA transcript (SSU-rRNA, 5.8S rRNA, LSU-rRNA). Gene Ontology annotation, cellular component: nucleolus. NCBI's taxonomy places the organism in Eukaryota, Fungi, Ascomycota, Dipodascomycetes, Dipodascales.